This is a messenger RNA of Mycena indigotica, 753 nucleotides long. RefSeq lists its product as uncharacterized. The transcript is spliced from 4 exons. The record is from RefSeq and is a predicted model, not a curated record. NCBI's taxonomy places the organism in Eukaryota, Fungi, Basidiomycota, Agaricomycetes, Agaricales, Mycenaceae. Bases 13 to 753 code for a protein of 246 amino acids.
CUUCCGUUCGCCAUGUCCCAUGAGAAAGAAACCUCUUCGUCCUCGUCCUCGUCUGCGUCGUCUGCCUUUUCAAUCUUAUCUGGCAGCUACUUGGAAAUUCUCACAAACCCUCAAGUUCCAACAGAGAAGCUCCGCAAGAACGCGUACAAGGCUAUUCGGAAGUGGCUAGAACCCUCAACUACUGUCGUUAUAGGCAGCAGCACGUACCAAAUCGAUCGACUCUUAUCUUCUAUGAUAACCUUCGCGCCGACAAACCUUGGCUCCCGCUACGCCGCCCUCAUCAUUAUGCAAGCCCUUGAGCAAGAAAACAUAGCAGACGGGCUGUCUCAAGCUGCCCAAGCGUGGUUGCACCACCUCCUUUUACCAAUGCAAUCCAUGCGUCAAACAGACCCAUCCCCGCCAACCGCCAACCAGGUCGACAAUCUGCAGGAUACCGCGUCUCGCAUUUUGCCCGCUACUCGAGCAGAACAGUCAGACCUGCAUGACAAAGUUCUCCUACGCGAGGGUUACCAAUGCCCCAUCGCGAAGAUUUGGGAAUCUGGCCAGAUCAGGAGUAUGGCGAAGGCUUUCAUCUUGGAACCUGAUACAUGUCCUCCACCCCCCCCGUAUUCUGUUCUCAUUGAGCUGCAAGCGUGCCACAUCAUUCCGCUGGUGAUGAACUCAUUCACUGAGUCGAAGAGAAAGUCUACUACUACUUCUAGCACCAGCCUCUACGAUGCAUCCAUUUCAUGGGAGAUGCUACGUGCAUACUGA